CGAUUCAGUCAAUUUGCACAGCGUUUCAUUAAAUUCUAAAACAUGAUAACGUGGAUCAUUAUUUGCCUCUCAUUGGCGUUUGUUUGGUGGAAGGUGUCACAACGCAAGUUCAAAAUUUUCAAGCAAAAAGGAAUUCCUUUCGUUCCUGCUUUCCCUCUUUUUGGCUCAACAUGGGAAACUAUUGUCAAACAAAUGCCUUACCCAGAAUGGAUGCUCGAGCAAACGCACAAAUUCCGUAAAAAUCGUUUUUUCGGACUUUCAAAUUACGGAACAAUGACAUUUGUAGUCCAAGAACCAGAACUGGUUAAGCAAUUGUGUAUUAAGGAUUUUGAAAAUUUCGUCAAUCAUCCAGGCACAACAAUUUCCGAGCACGAUGAGCUACUGAUAAAUUCCUUGUCCAUAUUGCGAGAUCAGAGAUGGAAAGAUAUGCGAUCGACACUGAGUCCUGCCUUCACGGGCUCGAAAAUGCGAAUGAUGUUUGGCUUGGUUAAGGAAUGUGCCGAGGACUUUGUUUCCUACAUUGACGAAAAUUUGGAUGAAAAUGGUUGCAUUGAACUAAAUACGAAGGAGACAUAUUCGAAAGUUACGUUGGAUGUCAUUUCUUCAACGGCAUUCGGGCUUAAAGUUGACUCAUUGCGCGAUCCUGAAAAUGAGGUUUAUGUAAAAGCGACUAAUGCCUUCGAUAUACAAACAUUUUACGGUCAACUUAAGCUUAUGAUACUGCAAAUGAGUCCAUCGCUGGGAGAAAAAUUUGGAUUUAGUUUGACUAAACCGGAAUUUAAUGUAUUUUUUAAGAAGAUGAUCAAAGAUACUUUUCAACAACGUCGGAGUAUGAAGAGUUUUCGACCGGAUAUAGUGCAACUUUUAAUCCAAGCACAAGACGGAAAUCUGAACGAUGAUGUUGAAGAUAACGAAACCCCAUCCAACGGCAAGAAGAAAAUAUUGACGGACCUUGACUUGGCUGCACAAUGUUUUAUUUUCUUCUUUGCUGGAUCGGACACUACGGCAAUUCUCUUGAAUUUUUGCUCCUACGCCUUGGCCACUAAUGAGGAUGUUCAGGCGAAAUUGUAUGAAGAAAUACAAACAAUCAGAGAAAAACAAGGAGACGAUCCAAUUACAUACGAAAAUGUCCAUCAAAUGCCAUAUUUAAACGCUUUUAUUUCUGAAGUUUUGCGAAUGUAUCCACCUGCUUUUGUCACGGAUCGUCUGUGCAAUCGUGCCACCGAAAUUGUCGAUUAUAACGGUAGUAAAAUGCAAAUUCCCGAAGGUGCUCAUGUCUGGUUCAACAUUUACGGAAUGCAUCAUUCACACAAAUAUUUUUCAAAUCCUGAGAAAUUCAGUCCAGAACGGUUUUUGCCAGAAAAUAAACAUAAAUUAGCGUUAAAUGCCUACAUGCCUUUCGGUGUGGGACCUCGAAAUUGUAUCGGAUCACGUUUUGCUUUGAUGGACGCCAAGACAGUUUUAUUUAGUCUCUUAUCGCGCUACAAGAUUGAAGUCUGUGAUAAGACAUUGGUGCCGUUAAGAUAUAAAGCUGGGUUCGGACUCGUGCCAAAAAGUGAUUUGAUUUUCACUUUUAGAAAGCGUUAAGGCCGUUGCAAUUUAUUAAAUCAGUGAAUUUUAUGAAACAAAAAAAAAAUGUUGUUAAAAAAACCGUUUUUGAGCUUUGAGCUUCUCUCAAUAAUAUUUUUGCCUAAUUUUUUUCAAAAAUAU
Messenger RNA from Culicoides brevitarsis, 1710 nucleotides. RefSeq names its product cytochrome P450 9e2-like. The transcript is spliced from 3 exons. Lineage: Eukaryota; Metazoa; Arthropoda; Insecta; Diptera; Ceratopogonidae. The record is from RefSeq and is a predicted model, not a curated record. Gene Ontology annotation, molecular function: oxidoreductase activity, acting on paired donors, with incorporation or reduction of molecular oxygen; heme binding; monooxygenase activity. The coding region runs from base 43 to 1587 and encodes 514 amino acids.